AUGAGAGUAUUUUGGUCCUUCAUCGUGUCUCUCUCUCCCCUCCUUGCAAAUACGCGCCAUCCAAUCUGCCUGCAAUCGAUCAACAUUCGGCAUCCUGAGCUUGCUUCUCCCCCGAGCUUCUGGAGAGAGCUGGAGCUGGAAAAUGCCGUACCUGGCAUGUCUUCCAAAUAUGGUAUGCGACACUUGGACAAUGCCAGAGACUUUUAUAAAACUUGUAAAACAUGCGCCAUGUGCCGGCUCAUGUUCGUGGCCUUUACAGAGCGUCGUGUAUGGGCUCACCCCUCGGGAGAAACGAUUCGCCCCUUAGCAGAAAAGCCCAUUUUUCUCAGUCCUCUUUAUACGCCUGGAACUGCUACACCAAAGUCUCACAAUCCUGCAGAGGAUAAAACACCACUCAUGGGGGUUCUCGUUUGGAUGCCGAUCGACGGUCAUCCGCCGGCUGAAGGAGAUCAGCCAGUUAUUGAGAGGGAUGGAUAUGUCCCCUGUAUAUUGCUAUUUUACACCGACGACGAGAGCCCUCAUACUUUCCAACGCAUAGUCGGUAGAGUUCCAGUUGGUGGAACGGGAAAUGCUCAAACACUAUCACGCCUCUGCUAUUAUUUCACUACAUGUCGAGAAAACCACCCAGCGUGUUUGCAAACAGUCGCGGGGUCUCCUUUCAGCAAACAGGAAGAGCCAAUACUUCCAACAUAUGUCAUCGAUGUCGGGCGUCUAGGUCCUAACGGAGAGCCUGAACCUCGCUUGACCUGUACAGAUGAAUCUCGUGGCAAUUAUGUCGCCCUCAGCUACCGUUCGCCCUUUAACAAGCAACCAUUUUGCACAACCCGCGAGAACAUUGUAGACCAUCUCAAAUGCAUCCCGUGGGCUGAUUGUCCCAAAUUGUUCCAAAAUGCAAUGCAAAUGACCAGGGACCUGGGGAUGCGCUACAUUUGGAUCGAUCCACUCUGCAUUGUGCAGGACGAUCGUGAUGAGUGGCUCAGUGGGUCGAAAAAGGCGGCGAGAGUAUUCGAGAGCGCAACACUGGUCAUUGCCGACUCGGGCGCAUGGUCGUUCGAUGAAGGACUGUUCAAUUCUCUUGGAAGUCAUUCAUCUUUCGCAUCUUCCACCCUCGUCCGGAUCCCAUACCAUGACGAGUCCGGGGUUGCAGACGGCACUGUAUUGUACGUGGAUUACGAUUACGGCUACAAUCCCUACGGGUAUCGCAACGAUCCGAACGAGACACACAGCAGCUUCCAAGGGCGUCCCUGGAUCACUCAAGAGUUUUGGAUGUCACGUCGUAUCGCUUUCUUUACAUUCUUUGGGUUCGUGUGGUCAUGUCGGUCUAUUCGCGUAGGGCCAAAUGGUGUCCAAGACAUAUCUACCAGGACUCUGCACAACAGAAAGUGGUCCGAGAUCAUUCAGCAACAUGUAGCGACCAUGUUAAGGCAACCCGAGGACCGACUUCUGUCUCUGGAGGGCAUUAGGACUGAGAUUCAGAAACGAGAUGCUGGGACACUAUACAGACACGGCGUAUUUGAAAAGGAGCUACAGCUGCAGCUGAUGUGGAGGGUUGACUAUGGCCAGGCUGAGCGGCGCAAGAAUCCCCUCGUCGUGCCAUCAUGGUCAUGGGCAUCAAGUUUGGUGAAAAUACGAUUUUUCGAGCCGCAUGGGACACCUGAGCCUUUAUCCAGCGUUAUACAAUUGGAAGACUGCGGGAAGAUGAGUUUCGAUGGCGACGCAGUAGUCAUAUCAGCUGGGAAAAUAAGUAAGUUGAAGAAAUCGCAUUGGUGGCAAAAAAUGACUGUGGUCCCGAAGUUGUUAAACGAACAGCGGUAUAAUUGGGGGAAUACUAUUCGAUAUGAUGAUGCUGAGACGCCUGGUGUUUUUUCGGGUACUUUAUUUGCCCUGUUGCUCUGCACAAAACAAUUAACAUGGCCGGAAGACCGUGUAGAAACACAAGAGUACUUCAUCGUCCUACGAAGGAUCUGCAAAUGGAAUCACACGUACGAGAGAAUUGGAGCAGGAAUGUCUUGUAAUCGCCAUCAACAAGAGUUUGUAGAUAAUCUGCCGAUGCUAUCCUUGGACUGUAAGAUGAAGAACAUUCGUAUCAUCUAGGAUGACAGUCAAGACUUAGUGGGAUAAGGGCACAAGAGAGGUAGAGCCGCUUCGGUUCACAUCAGCAGCAAGGAAGGAUUGAGUACCUAUGUACUGAGUACCAAAAACCACAUUAUAUUUGCAUACUUGGAACGCAUAAACAUG
Molecule: messenger RNA, 2238 nt
Organism: Trichoderma harzianum CBS 226.95
Lineage: Eukaryota; Fungi; Ascomycota; Sordariomycetes; Hypocreales; Hypocreaceae
Exons: 3
Coding region: 1-2094 (697 amino acids)
Source: RefSeq, a predicted model, not a curated record